AUGGACAACCUCGGUGACGUUUGCUUCUGGCCGGACGAAGAUAUCCUGGAAAACCUCGGCGACAUCGGCGAUCCAGAGCUGCUGGGAGGCCUCGGGGGCGACGAGUUCGCGGGGCUGCUGGACGAGUACUGCGGCGGCGGCGCCCUGGAUCACACCGGCACCUCCCACCAGCAGCAGCAUGCGCCGCAGGCUCCCGCGCACCCGCCCACGGGGGCGCCGCGGCACCACCUGACGCACGGGCCACCGCCUGCGGCGCGGCAGCACGCGCCGCAGCACGCCCCGCCCGCCGCGCUGCGCGUCGACACGUCCAUGGCCCAGCAGCGGCCGUCUCCGAGCGGGUCCGCGCGGGACCUGCGCGUGCACGUGCCGCCGCGGAGUCCCGGCGCGUCCUCGCUGGGCGGGUCGGAGCGGCGGCACUCGGCGGCCGAGCGCCCCGACACGCCCAUCCUGCACUCGCACGGGACGCGGCAGCGGGCGCAGGUGCAGGCGAUGCUGGGGAUCGACGACGUCGAGGUGCAGGAGCUGCAGGCGAAGCCGCACCCGGCCAAGUCGCGGCUGCGGUGGACGCCCGAGCUGCACGAGCUGUUUGUCAAGGCCUGCGCGGAGCUCGGGGGCGCCGCCAAGGCCACGCCCAAGGGCAUCCUGCAGCGCAUGGGCGUCGACGGCCUCACGAUCUUCCACAUCAAGUCGCACCUGCAGAAGUUCCGCCUCUCGAGCCGCCCGUCCUCGAGUGGCCGCUCCGGGGCCGCGCAGUCGGGCGGCAGUUCCCGCAAGCGUCCGCGCGACACCUCGGCGGCGGAGAACGCCACCCAGGAGCCGUCGCAGCAGGUGCUGCGGGAACGGGAGGCGAGCGGGCGCGGAGGCGAGGCGCAGGCCGGCGCGGCGGCGCCGAUGCACGACGCGGCGAUCAAGAAGACCGCGGAGCUGCAGGGCGCCAGUCCGACGAUGAGCACGUCCCACGAUGCGGUGCCGUUCUUGCGCCCGCCCGGGCAGGAAUCUGCGCGCCGCCCGCCCGCGCACGAUCCACGGCAGGGUGCGGCGCACGAGCAGCCGGCGGAACCCCAGCAGCGGAGGGAGGCAGCCGGACAGCCCGGGCCAGCACCCCACGCGCGUGUCCGCACUCCGACGGAGGACCAAGCCGGCCCUUCUGGCCACCAGGACGCGCCGCGGUCGGCGCACGGGUCCCGGGAGCCCCUGGCGGAAGCGGCCAGCGUGGCAGAGCGCCAGGGCACCGCUGCGCCCCCCGGCGACCUCCUCGGUGCGGCGCUGGGCACGCAGCGGCUGCUGUCGAAGCAGCUGUCGGACCUGCAGGGGCACAUCAAGCAGACGAUGACUGCUGCAGACACCGGCAUGCAGGCCGCGCAGCCGGACCUGUCGCACGCGCACGCCGACCCCGCCACCAAGGCACAGCACAUCGCCAACCUCGAGCAGGCUCUGCGUCGCCAGUACGAGCUCCAGAAGAAGCUGCACCAGCAGCUCCAGCUGCAGAAGCACUUGCAGCACAACAUCGAGGCCAACUCCAAGCUCAUCACGCAGCUGAUCCAGAUGGCGAGAGGCACGGAAGGCGAACAGCCCGGUGUCGAUAUCGACGCCCUGCUCGCAUCGGCUGGUAUUGACAACCAGGGAGUGCAGGACGCCACGCUGGCGAUCGCGCACUCGACGGCGGACAGGAAGGACCCGCUCGCGCCGCAGCAAGGACAGACAGCGCAACCACCAGUGGACGGCUGA
Molecule: messenger RNA, 1728 nt
Organism: Pedinophyceae sp. YPF-701
Lineage: Eukaryota; Viridiplantae; Chlorophyta; Pedinophyceae
Source: the annotation of a GenBank genome assembly